Messenger RNA from Rhinolophus ferrumequinum (greater horseshoe bat), 3359 nucleotides. It is a transcript of the gene HCN2, whose product is annotated as hyperpolarization activated cyclic nucleotide gated potassium and sodium channel 2. The record is from RefSeq and is a predicted model, not a curated record. Gene Ontology annotation, biological process: potassium ion transport; transmembrane transport. The transcript has 8 exons. Gene Ontology annotation, molecular function: voltage-gated potassium channel activity. Gene Ontology annotation, cellular component: membrane. The coding region runs from base 1 to 2664 and encodes 887 amino acids. Lineage: Eukaryota; Metazoa; Chordata; Mammalia; Chiroptera; Rhinolophidae.
AUGGACGCGCGCGGGGGCGGCGGGCGGCCCGGGGAGAGCCCGGGCGCGACCCCCGCGCCUGGGCCGGCGCCGCCGCCGCCGCCCGCGCCCCCUCCGGGUCCCGGGCCCGCGCCCCUCCAGCAGUCGGCCCGAGCCGAGGCGGCGCCCCCGGAGGCGGCGGACGAGGACGGCCCGCGGGCCCGGCUCCGCAGCCGCGACAGCUCGUGCGGCCGCCCGGGCACCCCGGGCGCCGCGAGCACGGCCAAGGGCAGCCCUAAUGGAGAGUGCGGGCGCGGCGAGCCGCAGUGCAGCCCCGCGGGGCUCGAGGGCCCGGCGCGGGGGCCCAAGGUGUCGUUCUCGUGCCGUGGGGCGGCCGCGGGGCCGGGGCCGGCGGACGAGGCCGGCAGCGAGGAGGCGGGCCCGGCGGGAGAGCCGCGCGGCAGCCAGGCCAGCUUCAUGCAGCGCCAGUUCGGCGCGCUCCUGCAGCCGGGCGUCAACAAGUUCUCGCUGCGGAUGUUCGGCAGCCAGAAGGCCGUAGAGCGCGAGCAGGAGCGCGUCAAGUCGGCGGGGGCCUGGAUCAUCCACCCGUACAGCGACUUCAGGUUCUACUGGGACUUCACCAUGCUGCUGUUCAUGGUGGGAAACCUCAUCAUCAUCCCGGUGGGCAUCACCUUCUUCAAGGACGAGACCACGGCCCCCUGGAUCGUGUUCAACGUGGUCUCGGACACGUUCUUCCUCAUGGACCUGGUGCUGAACUUCCGCACGGGCAUCGUGAUCGAGGACAACACCGAGAUCAUCCUGGACCCCGAGAAGAUCAAGAAGAAGUACCUGCGCACAUGGUUCGUGGUGGACUUUGUGUCCUCCAUUCCCGUGGACUACAUCUUCCUCAUCGUGGAGAAAGGCAUCGAUUCCGAGGUCUACAAGACGGCACGCGCCCUGCGCAUCGUGCGCUUCACGAAGAUCCUCAGCCUGCUCCGCCUGCUGCGCCUGUCGCGCCUCAUCCGCUACAUCCACCAAUGGGAGGAGAUCUUCCACAUGACCUACGACCUGGCGAGCGCGGUCAUGCGCAUCUGCAACCUCAUCAGCAUGAUGCUGCUGCUGUGCCACUGGGACGGCUGCCUGCAGUUCCUGGUGCCCAUGCUGCAGGACUUCCCGCGCAACUGCUGGGUGUCCAUCAACGGCAUGGUGAACCACUCGUGGAGCGAGCUCUACUCCUUCGCGCUCUUCAAGGCCAUGAGCCACAUGCUGUGCAUCGGGUAUGGACGGCAGGCGCCAGAGAGCAUGACUGACAUCUGGCUGACGAUGCUGAGUAUGAUCGUGGGCGCCACCUGCUACGCCAUGUUCAUCGGCCACGCCACCGCCCUCAUCCAGUCACUAGACUCUUCGAGGCGCCAGUACCAAGAGAAGUACAAGCAGGUGGAGCAGUACAUGUCCUUCCACAAGCUGCCUGCCGACUUCCGCCAGAAGAUCCACGACUACUACGAGCACCGCUACCAGGGCAAGAUGUUCGACGAGGACAGCAUCCUGGGCGAGCUCAACGGGCCCCUGCGGGAGGAGAUUGUCAACUUCAACUGCCGGAAGCUGGUGGCCUCGAUGCCACUGUUUGCCAAUGCUGACCCCAACUUUGUCACGGCCAUGCUGACCAAACUCAAGUUCGAGGUAUUCCAGCCAGGUGACUACAUCAUCCGUGAGGGCACCAUUGGUAAGAAGAUGUACUUCAUCCAGCACGGUGUGGUCAGCGUGCUCACAAAGGGCAACAAGGAGAUGAAGCUGUCCGAUGGCUCCUAUUUUGGGGAGAUCUGCCUGCUGACGCGGGGCCGACGCACAGCCAGUGUUCGGGCCGACACCUACUGCCGCUUAUACUCGCUCAGCGUGGACAACUUCAACGAGGUGCUGGAGGAGUACCCCAUGAUGCGGCGGGCCUUUGAGACGGUGGCCAUCGACCGCCUGGACCGCAUCGGCAAGAAGAACUCCAUCCUGCUGCACAAGGUCCAGCAUGACCUCCACUCGGGGGUGUUCAACAACCAGGAGAAUGCCAUCAUCCAGGAGAUCGUCAAGUACGACCGUGAGAUGGUGCAGCAGGCCGAGCUGGGCCAACGCGUCGGCCUCUUCCCGCCGCCGCCACCGCCGCAGGUCACCUCGGCCAUUGCCACGCUUCAGCAGGCGGUGGCCAUGAGUUUCUGCCCGCAGGUGGCGCGCCCGCUAGUGGGGCCGCUGGCGCUUGGCUCGCCGCGCCUUGUGCGCCGCCUGCCCCCGGGGCCCGCUCCCGCUGCCACCGCCUCACCGGGGCCCGCUCCUGCUGCCACCGCCUCACCGGGGCCCGCACCAGCUGCCAGCCCCCCGGGUGCGCCCGCCAGUCCCCGAGCGCCGCGGACUUCGCCCUAUGGCGGCGCGCCUAGCCCUCCAGCUGGGCCCCGCGCAGGGCCCGCGCUGCCAGCGCGCCGCCUGAGCCGCGCCUCGCGCCCGCUCUCUGCCUCGCAGCCCUCGCUGCCCCACGGCGCCCCUGGGCCCGGCCCCGCAGCCUCAGCGCGUCCGGCCAGCAGCUCCACGCCACGCCUGGGGCCCGCGCCCGCAGCCCGGGCCGCUGCGCCCAGCCCGGACCACAGGGACUCGGCCUCGCCUGCUGCCGCUGGAGGCCUCGACCCGCUGGACUCUGCGCGCUCUCGCCUCUCGUCCAACUUGUGACCCUCGCUGCGCCGCCCCGCGGGCCCGGGUGGGCCAGGGGCGGGGCCUUCAUCCAGACCAAAGCCAUGCCAUUGCGCGCUGCCCCGGCUGCCCGCCCCAGAAGCCAUAGAGGAGUCGCAGGUAGUUGUAGUUGGACGGGCGGGCCGGCUGGCGGGGCAGCCCCUUCCGAGUCCCCGCCAUUCCCCCUCAUCACCCUGCGCCCACCCACAUCACCCCUACCCACAGGGGUGGCCUCGCAAGUGUGCGAGGGGGCUCCCUUCACCUCGGUGCCUCAGUUCCCCCAACUGUGAAAAGGGGAUGGGGCCACCCUGUGGCCGAGAGGAGAUGGCUGUGGAGUCCUGCCCGCCCCCACCCUCUUAGGUGGCCCUCCGUCCGAUGAGGAUUCUGUUUAAGUGCAAUACUUGGCCCGCCGGCUUCCCGCUCCCUCCAUCGCGCUCAUGCAAUAACCGGCCCGGCCCCUGUCCAUGCGCGCCCCAGUGACCUUCCUAGAGCCGGCACACACAGCGCCCUCCAGUGCCUGGCACCCAGGGGCUGGCAGUCCCGGCUGUGCAGGGGUGUGGGGGCGAGGCUGGGGGUCCCCGCCUUCGUGAUGAAUGUACUGACAAGUCAAGGCAGCAGAACCCCCACCACGCCCCCCAUGCCCCACUAACCCCCACAUCCCCAUUCCGCGCAAUAAACGACAGCAUUGGCGCCCA